AUAAAAUGUUUGAUGGUUAUUGUAGGUAAAUAAUGUAACCAAAGCGUGUAAUGUAUAAUAAAUCAGAUUUAGAAUGUGGUUAUCCAAGAUAAGAUUUCUAAUUGGAAGGAUUAUAAUGUUCUGUUUAUAAAUGCAAUAAAUAUACACAAUCAUGUAUUUUAUAUUUACAUGGUUAUAAUGGAUCAAGAUUAGAAGGUGUUUAAUAUGCUCCAUAUGUAUGCAAAGUGGAUUUUGAUUUUUGUUCAUUUGACUUUUAGGCAGCUGGAUAAUCAGAGGGAGAGUUUGUAACUUUUGGGUAAUUAGUUAUUUUGAUGAAGUUUAAAAGAGGAAGAGAAUGUAGCUUUAGUGAUGAAAUAUUUGAAAGAGAAAUAUUUUCAUAUAAUUUUAUGGGGAAGAUCAAUGGGUGCAUCUACAGCAUUAAUGUAUGCUUAGAAGAAUAGAAAUAUAAAAUGUUUGGUUUUAGAUAGUCCUUUUUUAGUUUUAGAGGAUGUAGUACUAAAUUUAAUAAAAUUGAAACUCCACACUCCAGAAAUAAUAAAUAAAGGAUUAUAUGAGUUGAUUAGAAGUAUAUAAUAUUUAAUAUUCUAGGAUGCAUUGUUAAAUUAUUCUAAUUUUAAAUUAAUAAAGUCUAAUUACCUUUAAAUUUGAAUAUUACUUGUCCAAUGUUAUUGUUAGCAUCAAAAUAAGAUAAUUUAAUUCCUUAAUAUCAUUUUGAUACAAUAUUCAAGGGAUAUCUUGGUAAUAAGAAAAUUAUUGCAUUGCAAAGUAAUCAUAAUGAGUAAAGAUCUACUGAAAUUAUUAAAACUAUUAUUGCAUUUACUUAAUCAAUGACACCUUAAAGUAGAUUUAGUCCAACUAAAUAUCCUGAGCGUCUAUUAGGAGAUUUAGAUGAACAAAAAUAUAUAGCAACUGGAAUUAAAAUUAAAUAGAAAAUUAUGAGAAAUCAAUCAAUAUCUACACAUAAUAAGAAUUCUGCAAAGAUCUAGAAAGACAAAGCUUUAAUGCAAUUGUCCAAUCUAAAAUGA
Molecule: messenger RNA, 1025 nt
Organism: Paramecium sonneborni
Lineage: Eukaryota; Ciliophora; Oligohymenophorea; Peniculida; Parameciidae
Source: the annotation of a GenBank genome assembly